UUUCUCCACCGGUCACUUCCGGUUUUAAUUCCCCUCUUUGAGUGGAAUAAAGACGUAAUAGUUUCGGAUUUGUGGACGACCGCGAAGGUGCAGACAUAUACCGUUAAUUUUGCGAACACGUAGCUCGAACGGUUUCGGUGAAAAGCAACGACCUAGUCGUAAAAAUAUCGGGAAAAUUCCAUUAGCUUUGAUGUCGGUACACGUGGAGCGCAACUGGACGACUUGUGCCGGGUGAAAAAGAAGGCCAGCGAUUGGUCUGUGGCAGCAGACCGCCACAUCCGGCAGUCGCGCUGCAGCUAUUGGUCGAUUAAGGUUCCAGAGAACGAAGUUGGUCGAGUUUCAUACGUAUUGAUAAAUAGCUCGUAGCUUGUGACUUUUAGCGAAAAUUAAAGGCGUUGUUGGAGUCUGUGGAAAAUGGUGAUAUAUCCGUGUAUGAACGUGCGAAUAAAAUAGUCCCACGUGAAUUUAUUAAAUGAAAAAUAAAGUGAACAUAAUAUUGUGGCCUGGGUGUGACGGAUUAUAUAUUGUAUAAAUUAUACAAUAGUUGUGUCGUGUUGCGUAGUGGGCUCACUCUUUGAUUAUUCGUGGAUUUACUUUGAGGCAGCCCGUCGUGUGUGCGGUGAGGAGAGCUUGGAAACCAGCGCGUGAAACAUUUUUUGCUCCGCCAUUGUAUGUCCCUACUGGACGGCGAAACGAGAGUUAUUCGCGGUGUGAUACAUACGAGGCUGGAGCCAACGUUGGCGUGGUGCAAGGGCUAACAUCGCGAUCAAGCAAUGAUGCUUGCAUAUUAUUAUGCAAUACACACGCAGCUUCAGUGGCUUUGGUGACGACGACGGCGCGGGAUGUUUUUAUCUUUGUUUUCCCACCCCUCGAGAAAUGCCUCUCUUUCUUUUCCGCAUCGCCUAAUCACGUGGGAGUGCGUCAGAGUAUAUUGUAUUCCCGGUAUUGCUCCGGGUACCGAAAAUACGCGAAGAAGCCUCAACAACCUCGUUCAAGUGCCGUUUAAACCGCAUACCAUCAACGAGGCGCCGCACAAGCACUUCCUCAAACUCCUCUAAAUACAAGUAAAUGUAGUUAUAAAAAUAAACAUAACAAUGCACCGCUCUACAAAGAGCGCUAGCAUAUUCAGCUUACCACUGAGUACACAGUGAUAUCCUAUGAUUCCCUGGUACCCAUGAAGAGAACGUCGGGUCGUCGUUAUUCCCGCGGGAAUGUAUCAGGGACUUAAUAACACUCUGUGACUAUUUACCAUUUAUCGUGUCAACUAAGAAGUGUUUAAAAGAAUAAGAGAAAAAACAACGGCAACAAGGUUAUAAACCAAACAAUAUAAAGCAAAGAAUAAAGACUUUAUUCUUAUCUUACUGUGAAGAUAUUAAGCAACGACGAACGUGGAGGAGAGGAAUGGAUGAAUGGGAGUGAGCGCGGUACACGAGGAGAGCAGGCGCAGGUGGGAGCCUCUGGAUGUGGAGGCUGCGGCAGUGGCAACGUCACUGGCAGUGAUGGCCCCUGCUCUGACGGAAGGUGGUCCUCAAAAGCCUGAGAACUUGUUAAACCCUCUGCCGAGCAGCGGAUUCCUGUCUCCCUCGCAGGCGUCGCAGGUCUGUCAGAACCGCCAAGUAUUGGCAAAAUUUGUUGUCUCAGCUAACGUACAGCCAUCAAAGAUAGACGAGCAGUGCCUCAGGGGUAUAUCUAAAGAGUUUAUCCGUGAUGUCAUUAAUUCGAGAUACGCCAACGGCCUGGAUACAUUGCCUGCAUUUAAAACCAAACCGAACUUGAUAUCGCGCAAGGACUUGAGUAACGAUACUGUACUUUGUCAAAGCGAGCAAAACGUGGGCUUUGACAGCCUGAAUCAAGAGGCAACUGAUAUUAUAAUGAACGACCCAUCUAUGGGUGAUCAACAGGAUAAUAUGGGUUUCUUAAAGUCAAAUAUAGACGUGCCACUUGCGUCCAAUGAAAAUCUUAACGACAAGAAUCUUGAUGUCGAUCAAAUAAUUAAUUUCGCCAGCGUUAUGCCCAGUGAAAAUGAACAAUGUAGCUCUAGUAGUGUCGGUGAUAUCGGACAGAACGUUGAGGACAUAUUACAAGUAAUUAAAUCCAUGGAAGGGGCUGAGAAUGCUGAGAAUAUACCUGGGGGAAGCAAUGAGCCCGCACCUAGUGCCGCAGACAGUGUGGAGAUGUUCCCUAUACCAGAGGGAUUUUCUUCCUUCGAAAGAGAUCUGCUUAACGACGUCGAUGUCAUGAGUCUUUGUAAUGAAAAUAUGAACAUUGACGCCGUCGAGCAACAAAAAUUUAAUAAUCUUCGCACCCAACAAGAUGCCGUUGCUCAAAAGCAACACGAAAGUGAAAGGAGAUGCGCAUUUUUAUUGCGGAGGCUCAGGAAGCUUCAAGCCAGAAUUAUCGGCCGGCAUGUAGCCGAAGAGAAUACAGGAGUCUUGGAGCUUGCCCAUCACGGGGUGAAAAAAUAUUUCAUCCAGGAGUUGGUUAACAUUAGUUCAAAAUCGUCUGUUAGGAACUUUCCUGAGAUUAGUAGUAGCUUGAAUUCAUUUUUGCAAAAACUUGAAAAAACUUCCGUUGCUCAGAGCAAUGGCAUUAAUAGACAACGUGUUUGUUGUCGAUACUUUGGUGGGGGUUCGCGGGAUAAUUUUGGCCCUUCGCCUAGCAGUACCACGAAUCGACAUCCAGUCUUUGGGACACCUCAAGUGAAAAUUCAAAGAAAUGACGUCGAAAGUGUUGCUGGACCUUUGACUAGCCAACUCCAUACCGUUGAAGCUAAUCUAGACUCAGAUUGUACUGCGUCGAGCAGCGGUGGUGAAAGUUGUGAUGAGAUGCAGACUUUUAACAAUCCUCAUCAACAGCCAUUGCCAAUAUCCAAACGAGCGGCUUGGAGAUAUGCUCAGGAUCGUGCGGGUGUGGCAUCACGGUGGACUUGGCUUCAGGCACAAAUAUCAGAUCUGGAAUAUAGGAUUCGGCAACACAAUGACCUACAGCGUCAUAUCAGAGCAACCAAAGGCUUGGUUAUACUUGAAAACACUGAAACUGUUAAUGGUUACAGCGGUGUUUUACCGGGAUCGACAGGUCGAUGUGGCGCAUCGGAUACCGAACCAGCGGCAAGCAGAACAAGACCUUUCAUGUGGAAUGUCUACAGAAAGAGAAAGUUGUUACAAGUCGAUAGAUUGCACGAAGUUUCCAAAAGGGCAGCUAAAGCUUCCACAGUUAGAUGUGGGUGCGAUCAUGUAUUACCUGCGUGUGCUUUGUGCACAGGUAGACAGGAUCCAACACAGCCGCAAGAACCAUUCGAGCAGCUUUCUGUGCAACAACGAGUUGCUCUCAUUGACCCUGGUUUCCAUCCAGUUCUCUCAUUUUCCGAUGAAAUUCUACACAGUACCCAUCUAGAGGCUAUUAUGAAAUCUGUGGAGUGGCAGCAGAAAAUGUUGAGAGGAAAUAUGCGAACAACUCGAUUGAAGGAUAAAGAGCAUAAUGAAAGGCGAAAUAAGAAGCUACCUGAACACAGAGCCAAGUAUACCGCUCGUUUGAAGAAAUCAUCGUCGAGUAUCCUCACUGCCAGUCAUUUUCUUUCAGGAAUCAAGAGAAAGAUGUUGAAGGGAAAACGAAAUAGGCUUAGCCACGACAGAGGUAUUCACGGAUUGACUAGAAAGAAGGUAACAAAAUUACCACUUGCUCCAGAUGAAGAUGAUGUACCGCAUUCAGGGUCAAGUAAACAUUCGUCUCCGGUACCUUCACCUUUGCAGCAUACUGUCACUGCAGAAAAAAAUCCGCCCAAAGAAAAAUCAUCUAGUACCCAUGGGCGCCUCAGGCAGAAUUCGUACGAUAUCGACAAUAUUGUGAUACCGUAUAGUGUAGCUGCUGCAACUAGGUUGGAAAAGUUACAGUACAAGGAAAUACUAACGCCAAAGUGGAGGCUGUGCGAAGAUCCUACAAAGGUAGAGGUGAAAAAUGGUAUCAUGCAUAGGCCUAGUCAAGAAAGUGAUGUCGAAGAUGUGACGGAUGAAACAAUUGCUCUGAGGCACGAACGGAGUGAACGAGAAGAAAAUAAACGAUUUAUGACGUAUGUAAAUAUGCCACCGCAGGCUCGCUUACGUCAUACUCGUCGCGCAGAUAGCAGGGCUGAUAGUGGCGCGAAUACUCCAGAUCCAAUGUCCCCUCAACCAAGUGAAUUUGGCGGAGAUGUGGUAUCGCCGAUAACGUCACCUCCCGCCACACCUCUGACGCCUCAGGAUAGUGAAAACACGCAGCAACAACUUUUGGACAUGCAUCGUCCAUCUGCGUUGCAAAAUAGUUUUCGCCGUCGUACUAUUUCUUCUUCGAGACCAAGCAGAGAUGAAAUUGGAGGUUCUUUGCCAGAAGAUGAUAACGAGGUCAUACCGUACGAGCCUCGGACAUUCCCUUUAUCAGAAGAUACCUAUGAUAGAAUGAUCGAAGCAAUGCCAGACGGCCACUGGCAAGCAUCGUCGGCAUCUUUAUGUUCCAGAGAAGACGAGAAAGGAGAGGAGGUAAGAGCCAGAGAUAGAAACUCCGGAAUCUGAUUCGACCGAGUCAGCAUGCUGCGACGUAGAGGGUGAGGACCCAAAUGAUCCCGAAUGGACAGUAGCCGACGACAGGGACACCGAAAAAGAGAGAAUACGCCCAACGGCAAAAAGAUAGGAAACUAAUUAAUAUUGACGACUGUUAAAUAACGUCUGCACCAUUGUUACUAUACGCAGAAGCUACCUGUCAAUUGUUAUAUAUACCCUUCGGUAAUGUGACAUGCACCUUAAGUUAAUGGUAUUAUGAAUCUGUAAAGUGUAUUAUAAAUAUAAAUUUUAUAACUUCA
Messenger RNA from Diprion similis, 4831 nucleotides. RefSeq names its product KAT8 regulatory NSL complex subunit 1 (gene nsl1). Gene Ontology annotation, molecular function: histone acetyltransferase binding. Lineage: Eukaryota; Metazoa; Arthropoda; Insecta; Hymenoptera; Diprionidae. The transcript has 10 exons. The record is from RefSeq and is a predicted model, not a curated record. Bases 1410 to 4544 code for a protein of 1044 amino acids. Gene Ontology annotation, cellular component: NSL complex.